Messenger RNA from Osmia bicornis bicornis, 3892 nucleotides. RefSeq names its product thyrotropin-releasing hormone-degrading ectoenzyme-like. Gene Ontology annotation, molecular function: zinc ion binding; metalloaminopeptidase activity; peptide binding. The record is from RefSeq and is a predicted model, not a curated record. Gene Ontology annotation, cellular component: cytoplasm. Gene Ontology annotation, biological process: peptide catabolic process; proteolysis. Bases 629 to 3778 code for a protein of 1049 amino acids. The transcript has 18 exons. NCBI's taxonomy places the organism in Eukaryota, Metazoa, Arthropoda, Insecta, Hymenoptera, Megachilidae.
AAUUAUUUUAGUUUAGGUCUCGAUUAUUCAGACGCCGCUGUUCAGGGAUUGAAACUGAGUUAGGUCUUUUUUACUUUGAUUGAACCGCAUAGAAGUAUGUGGGUCAGUUGAUGUUGUCAGUUGUCAAUGGCCCGGUCACGCGGUAUCGCGGUGCCCAAUUGUAAACCGAGAUGAGUAUUCAGCGUUUUUACAGGAAAUUUACUUAUAUAAGAUUAUAAAAGUCGGGACUUUUUCAACGUGAGCAUAAUCAAUUUUUUUGUUACAGAUACGAUUUACAUAGACUGUACAUCCGUUUGCUCUUAGAAAAUUGUUACGCGAAGAAGAAGGUAGGAGAUGAGGAAGGCAGUAAUUGAAAAAAAAAGCGAAGGUGGGGGUAGAAGCAACAUUCAGAGCGUCGGGCAACGUUCAGGUAACGCUUCGUAGGUAGAACAGCUAAUUGCGUUACACCUGCACGAACCGAGCGUGUUAUCGUGCUCGCGAGUUUGACUCAGCAUUUACGAGAAGAAUCUAUAAACCUUUCGUUUCGUUUCGUUUUGUUUUCACGUGACUGAUUUGCUUUCACGUGUAAUUGCCAGUUGCACGCGAGACAGCGUUGUUUGUUUGAUCGAGGAAACCGGAAGCUGGCCACAUGAGCCGAGGAUCUAUUUCCAGUUGGCAGGAUUAUGGACGCAGAAGUUCUCAAGGCAUACCACAAUUCAGUGGAGGUCCGGUGGAAUUUAUGACUAGCGAUGGCAUGGAAUACAAAAGGGGUGAUGGUUGGUUCCUUUCGUACACAAAGAUAGCAGGAAUCGUCGUAGUAUUUGUUAUAGGCGUUGUUGCCGCGGGAUUUCUCGGAUGGUACAUUAAUUCUUUACCAAAGAAAAAACCUUAUGACACCUUAGAUCUAUUGAACGAUGAAAUCGAAGACAUAGACAGUGUUAGUGAAACUUUGAUUUCGCCUUCGGUGAAUCCUUUGAAAUAUCGUCUCCAAUUGACGCCGAUAAUUAAUAUCGAUAGUGUGUCAGGAAUAGUGGGACGAGUGAUUAUUGAAUUUCGAGUAAACGACGCAACAAGUUUAAAUAAUCUAUCUUUAAAUGCCAAAAAUAUCUCAGUGGAGAAUUAUAAAUUAUUGUUGCUGGAUCCUGAAAAAGGCAGGGAAGAAUCCAGAAGAAGACUGGACAAUGAUGAAGCCAACUAUAGUAGUCAAGAAAACAAUCGAACGCUUGCUGUUCGUGCUAUGCAUUCCGUAGAAAAUGACGAUUUAGUAACAGUAUCAGAUAAUGAAACAACGGUGUUUGAAAAAAAUGUUGAAACAACUCCGAUAAAUAAUGAUUCUUUUCGUUACCCUAAUCAGAAUAAAGAUCCAAAUCUUUCGGAUAGCAACAGCUUCUCGGAAAUUGAAAUUACAGAGUAUAGAAUAGAAGAUGAGAAAGAUAUUCACACGAUUCAAUUAGCAAAUCGAUUGAAAGAAGGAAUUUAUUUCUUAGAAAUCAAUUAUCAAAUUGUGAUCAAUGAAAAUGCAUUUUUUAUUACAAAUUGUUGUUCAUCCGAGGAAGAACGGUGGUUUAUGGGAACAAAAUUAAAACGAUCAGGAGCUCGAUACCUUUUUCCAGUGUUUGACGACACGUUGCAUAAGUCAAUAUUUUCCGUGUCUGUAAUACAUUUCAGAGAAUCGAGAGUCCUCUCGAAUAUGCCCCUUAGGACAUUAAGAGAUACUUCAAAUGUAUCGGUGGUAAUUGACACCUUUGACGAGUCUCCGCCUAUCUCGCCCCAUAAUCUGGCUUUUCUAAUGGGUCACUUCGAGUCCAUAGGGGUGACAUUCGCAGGAAAUUCCGACGUGGUGGCUACAUUUUGGGGUGAAUCGAACAGACAGUCGCAAGGAAUUUACGUUUUUGAUAAAUUCAGUCUAGCUGUUACUAAUUUAAUUGACGUGUUCUCGAUGCCAUAUCCUUUACCCAAGUUGGAUGUGGUAGGUUUACCCUCAGGAAUCGACGAAAAUAUGGCUAAUCCAGGACUAAUUGAAAUGAAACAGUCGCUGUUUUAUGCCACCGAAAAUUCCUCAAUGGCUCUAAAAACCAAUGCUCUAAGGGUCCUCGUCGAUUUGCUGCAGCAGCAAUGGACCAGCGAGUUCACGAAUGUGAAUCGAACAGAUGCAUGGAUCUUCGAGGGAUCGAUGAUCUACUUUCAACAGGAAAUCGUUCGAAAGAUAGAUUCGUUAUCGAUCGACUUCUUCGUCGGCGACAUUCAAUCGCAUUCCAUGGAGAUCGAUGAGUACAGUAUCUCGAGACCUCUUCACGAAAACGUUAAUCAUCGAUCGUUGCACAUGCUCGAUGAUGAGUAUGCGAAAGGUGCAUGUCUGAUACGCAUGUUGCAUGGCGCGAUAAACGAUACAGCGUUUAGGAACGGCUACAAGAAACUGAUAAGCAGGUGGAAAUAUAAUACUACCGAGGUUGCUGAUUUUUUGAACUUCAUGCAAGAAGAAGCGACUGAAUUGCCUUCUGAAAUGUCGUUGGAGGAAGCAAUGAAUUCUUGGAUUUUUCAAGGUGGAUACCCACUAAUCACUGUUAUUAGAAAUUAUGAAAAAGGAUCUGCCAUUCUUUAUCAGGAGCAAUUUACUUUGGACAGGCCACUGGAAAGUAUUUCCAAAUUUUGGCACGUCCCCCUUGAUUACAUCCAAGAAGAUGGUGACUGGUCGUCUCCCACAAAAAUAUGGUUUCAAUCGGAACCAAAAAUUAAGUUAGAUAAUAUUAAUUUAAACGAAUCAUGGAUCCUAUUUAACAUAAACAAAACGGGCUAUUACCGUGUCCAUUACGACGAAAGAAAUUGGAAGCUGUUGAAAAUGGUGCUGCAAGAUAACCAUGAGCUGUUUCCACCAGAAACUAGAGCAUCACUUAUAGAUGACGUUUUCAGUUUGGCUGCGGUGGGCUUAAUGAAAUACGAAGCUGUAUUCGAUUUUAUUAAAUAUAUGCAAACGAAGGAAAGGCAUUAUCUACCUUGGACUGUGCUGAUGCGACAUACUUUUAGAUUAAACAGACUUUUGUACGAAACUACCGCCUUCAGUGACUUUCAGGUAUUCAUGAUAAAAUUCGUGUCACCAUUGUACAAUGAAGUGGGAUCGACGCUGAAAGAAGGUUCACAGCUGCCACUGGUUGCUGUAAAAAUGGCGUGCAUGUUCGAGCAUCCUCAGUGUCUAAACUGGACGAAUAAUGUCUUUGAGAAUACAAAGAAUGACACUGAACUUUAUGAAAUUGUUCCUUCGCAUGUUCGUGAAACCUUCUAUUGCACUGUUGCUCGUUACGGAACACGAAGGGAAUGGAGUUAUUUCACGGAAAGGAUAACGUUAACGGAAGACGAAGAGGAGAAGAAACGAUUGUUAUCGGCGUAUGCUUGUUUCCAAGCUCCGUGGAUCUUACAAUCCAUUUUGAACGAAAUCGUUCAUGAAGAACUAUUCCAAGAGGAUGAAAUAGCAGUAAUUUUAAAGUCGUUCCCUCGAAAUCCAGCAGCAGCUCAAGCUGCGUCUCGAUUCGUUCGUGCAAAUUGGCAUGAAAUUACCCAAAGGUUUCCUGGAUCUUAUUCGUUGCUGAGAACUUUUGUGUUAUCAAUGAUUAAUGGUGUUACCACAGAACAAGAUUUAGAAGAUCUUCAACUAUUUAGGGAGAAUAAUUACGAAAGUAUGAAAGGAGCAAGGUAUGGAGCAGCACUUGUUGAAGCGAAUGGAAAUUUUGGGACGUUGUGGUUGAAAAGUUUUUUGCCUGAAUUUGAAAAAUUACUGAAAGAAGAAAUCAUUGAUGAAGCUUAAACUUCCUGAGAGUAACUAAUUACUUUGAUCAAAAAUGAUUCGCGCAAGAACAGUGCGAUUUUAGUAUACAAUGUAAAAGAAAUAACAUUUAGAAAAUAAAUUUAUUAUUAGAUG